Messenger RNA from Capronia coronata CBS 617.96, 1476 nucleotides. RefSeq lists its product as uncharacterized. Gene Ontology annotation, cellular component: membrane. Bases 1 to 1476 code for a protein of 491 amino acids. Lineage: Eukaryota; Fungi; Ascomycota; Eurotiomycetes; Chaetothyriales; Herpotrichiellaceae. The record is from RefSeq and is a predicted model, not a curated record. The transcript has 3 exons. Gene Ontology annotation, biological process: transmembrane transport. Gene Ontology annotation, molecular function: transmembrane transporter activity.
AUGCAACACGAAGCCAAUGCGCCGAAGACGGACGAUGGCUCAGUCGUCCACCUCGAGGGACUGGGAUUGAAAGACCCAGCUGUAUACGAGGACAAAAUCAUCCAAUCGAGUCUGCAUGAUGCCAAAAGCCAUCGCAGACUCCGGCACAAGAUCGAUCGACGACUGAUCCCUCUUUGUGCCUGGCUCUAUCUGCUCAACUACCUGGACCGGUCCAACAUUGGCAACGGCAAGAUCCUCAACCAAGAGACGGGCGACUCGCUUCUGCAGAACCUGGGCAUGGACGGCCACAAGUAUUCCCUGGUCAUUACGCUGUUCGCCCUCGCCUACAGCGCGUUCGACGUCCCCUCCAACUUGAUCCUCAAGCGCUACGUGCGCCCAUCGUACUGGCUCGGCUUCCUGUGUUUUGGCUGGGGUGCUUUGACUCUGGGGUUUGCGUUCUUGCAUUCCUUUGCUGGAGCCGUGGUCACGCGCCUCUUCAUCGGAGUCUUUGAAGCAGGAUUCUAUCCAGGGAUUGUCUACAUCAUCACUUUCUGGUACCGGCAAGAAGAGAGAUCGAUCCGGUUGGCCCUCGUGUCGGCGUCCUCGUCGUUGGCCGGGGCUUUUGGUGGCUGUAUUGCGUAUGGAGUCGGCCACAUGAACCGCAAGGGAGGCCUCGAAGGUUGGCGAUGGCUGUUUGUCUUCGAAGGCAUCUUGACCAUGCUCUGCACAAUCCUUCUCGUCUUCUUCCUCCCCAACUAUCCGCAAGAUGCCAAGUGGUUGUCUGCAGACGAGAAGAAGUUUGCUGUGGAGCGUAUCGCCGAGCAGGACGGCGGCUUCUCACGGGAGCGUGCCAGUCGAAGAGAGGUCAUGGAUACUUGUUUUGGACCACGCAUGUUGACUCAUUACGUGACCUAUUUCACCAAUGUCGCCGUGGUGAGCUCGCUGGUCUAUUUCUGUCCCACCAUCGUCGCCGGUCUUGGAUUCAGUUCCAUCACCGCCCAGCUGAUGACCGUCAUCCCCUGGGCACUGGGCUACGUGGUUUCGCUGAUCUUCGCCUGGAGUGCGGACCACUAUAACGUGCGCGGCUGGCUGAUCGCGGCGGCCUCGACGAUCUGCGGCAUCAUGUUUGUGGUCAUCAGCGUGCUACCGGCCCAUGCGUAUACGGCACGCUUUGCUUGCCUCAUCGUAGCUUGUUGUGGCUGCUUUCCAAACACGGCGCCUUUGACGGCAUGGAUGACCUGCAAUGUCCCCAGCUCGAGAACCAUGGCCCUGGCGGCUGCCAUGAACAACACGGUUGUGGGGAUCGCCUCCAUCAUGGCCGUCUGGGUUUGGAAGCCCUCCGAGGCCCUACGCGGCUUUCCAACCGGCAAUAUCGUUUGUGCCACCUGCAGUUUUGCUACGGCGGCGUUGGCUGUGGGCUUGAGGCUGCUGUACGGUCGCAUGAACAGGAAUGCCGUGUUGGACUCGACAGGCUCCAACCGUGUCUGGGCAUACUGA